This is a messenger RNA of Ahaetulla prasina, 3566 nucleotides long. It is a transcript of the gene ATP2B3, whose product is annotated as ATPase plasma membrane Ca2+ transporting 3. Gene Ontology annotation, molecular function: ATP binding; P-type calcium transporter activity; ATP hydrolysis activity. Gene Ontology annotation, biological process: regulation of cytosolic calcium ion concentration; calcium ion transmembrane transport. The record is from RefSeq and is a predicted model, not a curated record. NCBI's taxonomy places the organism in Eukaryota, Metazoa, Chordata, Lepidosauria, Squamata, Colubridae. The transcript has 21 exons. Bases 1 to 3522 code for a protein of 1173 amino acids. Gene Ontology annotation, cellular component: intracellular membrane-bounded organelle; membrane.
AUGGGAGACAUGGCCAACAGCUCUGUGGAUUUCUAUCCCAAAAACCAGCGGCGAGAAAUGAACCAUGCAGGUGGUUUUGGCUGCACCCUGUCGGAGCUGCGCUCCCUUAUGGAGCUGCGUGGGGCUGAAGCUCUCCAGAAAGUCCAGGAGACCUACACAGAUGUCAACGGGCUCUGCAGGAGACUCAAGACUUCCCCCACCGAAGGUCUCUCUGAUAACACAGCUGAUCUGGAAAAGAGAAGACAGAUCUACGGACAGAACUUUAUCCCCCCAAAGAAGCCCAAGACUUUCCUACAGUUAGUGUGGGAGGCACUUCAGGAUGUGACCCUAAUCAUUCUGGAAAUUGCUGCCAUCAUCUCCUUGGGACUCUCUUUUUAUGCUCCACCGGGUGAAGAAAGUGAAGUCUGUGGGAAUGUGUCAGGGGGUUCAGAGGAUGAGGGUGAGUCAGAAGCUGGCUGGAUUGAAGGUGCCGCUAUCCUACUGUCAGUGAUCUGCGUAGUGCUGGUCACAGCAUUCAAUGACUGGAGCAAGGAGAAGCAGUUCCGAGGUCUGCAAAGCCGCAUAGAACAGGAACAGAAAUUCACUGUCAUCCGCAAUGGCCAACAGGUCCAAAUUCCUGUGGCUGAGCUGGUGGUGGGAGACAUCGCCCAGAUCAAAUAUGGUGACCUGCUUCCUGCAGAUGGAGUGCUUAUCCAGGGGAAUGAUCUCAAGAUAGAUGAGAGCUCUUUAACAGGGGAGUCAGAUCAUGUACGCAAAUCAGUGGACAAAGAUCCCAUGUUGCUAUCAGGCACCCACGUCAUGGAAGGCUCUGGGCGAAUGGUUAUCUCUGCUGUUGGAGUCAACUCACAGACUGGGAUCAUCUUUACUUUGCUGGGUGCUGGUGGGGAAGAGGAGGAAAAGAAAGAGAAAAAAGGUAAGAAAAUAAAAAAGGAAAAACAGCAGGAUGGGGCAGUGGAGAAUAAUCAAAACAAAGCCAAAAAACAGGACGGGGCAGUUGCCAUGGAGAUGCAACCCCUGAAAAGUGCCGAGGGUGGUGAGAUGGAAGAGCGGGAGAAGAAGAAAGCCAGUGUGCCCAAAAAAGAGAAAUCUGUCUUGCAGGGGAAGCUCACCAAACUGGCCGUUCAAAUUGGGAAAGCAGGGCUGGUGAUGUCAGCUAUCACAGUCAUCAUCCUGGUCCUAUAUUUCAUCAUUCAAACCUUUGUUAUUGAUGGGAAGACGUGGAUGGCUGAGUGCACUCCUGUUUACGUGCAAUACUUUGUCAAGUUCUUUAUUAUUGGGGUCACCGUCCUGGUGGUGGCUGUACCCGAAGGCUUGCCACUGGCUGUCACGAUCUCUUUAGCCUACUCUGUCAAGAAAAUGAUGAAAGACAACAACCUGGUCCGGCAUUUGGAUGCCUGUGAGACCAUGGGCAAUGCCACAGCUAUCUGCUCAGACAAGACAGGGACCCUUACCACCAAUCGCAUGACAGUUGUGCAGUCCUACCUGGGUGACACACACUACAAGGAGACGCCUGAGCCCAGUAGCCUGACAUCCAAGAUACUGGAUCUGCUGGUGCAUGCCAUUGCUAUCAACAGUGCCUAUACCACCAAGAUACUACCUCCAGAAAAAGAAGGGGGUCUCCCACGCCAGGUGGGCAAUAAGACCGAAUGUUCACUGCUGGGCUUUGUGGUUGAUCUGCGACGUGACUACCAGCCUGUCCGUGAGCACAUUCCAGAGGAGAAGCUCUACAAGGUUUACACCUUCAAUUCUGUCCGAAAAUCUAUGAGCACCGUCAUUUGCAUGCCUGAUGGUGGCUAUCGCCUCUUCAGCAAAGGCGCUUCCGAAAUUGUCCUCAAAAAGUGCACAAACAUUCUAAAUAGCAAUGGAGAGCUUCGCGUCUUCCGGCCCAGGGACCGAGAUGAAAUGGUAAAGAAAGUGAUCGAGCCCAUGGCCUGCGAUGGGCUGCGGACUAUCUGCAUAGCCUACCGUGACUUUCCAGCAGGGAAGGAGCCUGACUGGGACAAUGAAAAUGAUAUUGUGAUAGAUUUGACCUGCAUUGCUAUAGUGGGGAUUGAGGAUCCUGUGCGACCAGAGGUGCCAGAGGCCAUCCGCAAGUGCCAGCGUGCUGGCAUCACUGUCCGUAUGGUGACAGGAGACAACAUCAACACAGCUCGGGCCAUCGCUGCCAAAUGUGGCAUCAUCCAACCAGGGGAGGACUUCUUGUGCCUGGAGGGAAAGGACUUCAACCGAAGGAUCCGCAAUGAGAAGGGAGAGAUAGAACAAGAACGACUUGAUAAAAUAUGGCCGAAGCUGCGAGUUCUGGCUCGAUCAUCACCUACCGAUAAGCACACCCUGGUGAAAGGCAUCAUUGACAGCACUAUUGGGGACCAGCGCCAGGUAGUCGCUGUCACUGGGGAUGGAACGAACGAUGGACCCGCGCUCAAGAAGGCCGAUGUGGGCUUUGCCAUGGGCAUAGCCGGCACCGAUGUGGCGAAAGAGGCCUCUGACAUCAUCCUGACUGAUGACAAUUUCUCCAGCAUCGUCAAGGCGGUGAUGUGGGGUCGCAAUGUUUAUGACAGCAUCUCCAAAUUCCUGCAGUUCCAGCUCACUGUCAAUGUGGUGGCCGUCAUCGUAGCCUUCACCGGGGCCUGCAUCACCCAGGAUUCUCCUCUCAAGGCAGUACAGAUGCUGUGGGUGAACCUCAUUAUGGAUACGUUUGCUUCCUUGGCACUUGCCACCGAGCCCCCAACUGAGGCCCUGCUGCUGCGCAAGCCCUAUGGACGCAACAAACCCCUCAUAUCCCGGACCAUGAUGAAGAAUAUUUUGGGCCAUGCUGUGUACCAGCUCAUUAUCAUCUUCACUCUCCUCUUUGUGGGAGAGGUUUUAUUUGACAUCGACUGUGGCCGCAACGCUCCCCUGCAUUCUCCGCCCUCGGAGCAUUACACCAUCAUCUUUAACAUCUUUGUCAUGAUGCAGCUGUUCAAUGAGAUCAAUGCCCGCAAAAUCCAUGGAGAGCGCAAUGUCUUUGAUGGCAUUUUUAGCAACCCCAUCUUCUGCAGCAUUGUUUUGGGCACUUUUGGCAUACAGAUCGUCAUUGUGCAGUUUGGGGGAAAGCCAUUCAGCUGUUCUCCACUGAAUACAGAGCAAUGGCUGUGGUGUCUUUUUGUGGGCUUCGGGGAACUCGUCUGGGGACAGGUCAUUGCCACCAUCCCUACCAGCCAUCUUAAAUGCCUGAAGGAAGCAGGACAUGGCCCUGGUAAGGAUGAGAUCACAGAUGAGGAAAUGGCUGAGGAUGAGGAAGAAAUUGACCACGCUGAGCGGGAGCUACGCCGUGGCCAGAUCUUGUGGUUCCGUGGCCUCAACCGCAUCCAGACCCAGAUGGAGGUAGUUAGCACCUUCAAGAGAAGCGGCUCCUUUCAGGGGGCUGUCCGACGCCGCUCUUCCGUCCUCAGUCAACUGCACGAUGUAACCAAUAUUUCUACCCCCACUCACGUAAUUCUCUCCGCCGCAAAUGCCAGCGCCGGUGCCGGGAGUGAGUCUUGAUUUCCUCUUACUGCUUGUGAUUUAAAACAAAAAGCAAAACAAGA